Tetrapisispora phaffii CBS 4417 is the source of this 774-nucleotide messenger RNA. RefSeq names its product Ubs1p (gene UBS1). The transcript has a single exon. NCBI's taxonomy places the organism in Eukaryota, Fungi, Ascomycota, Saccharomycetes, Saccharomycetales, Saccharomycetaceae. The record is from RefSeq and is a predicted model, not a curated record. The coding region runs from base 1 to 774 and encodes 257 amino acids.
AUGGUUUCUGUGUUUCAACGGAAGUUGCUACGAGAAUGGAAAUAUAUACAGACACAGAGGUUACGGAACCGUUACAACUGCAAUGCCUCUGAAUCAAGUCGUUAUGCAUUCUAUAUCAAGCCACAAGAUUCCAAUUUGCAUAUGUGGCAUUUGGUGGUGUAUGAUUCAUUACAUAUGCAAGAGAUUUACAUUAUGAUAUAUAUUGGAAAAUGGAAGAACCGCGACGAAUCGUUUGGUAGCACAGGUAUAAUAUCAGAUGAGAUGGAUUUUGAUAUCAUUUUGAAUUGUUUAACACCGAACAGUUACUUACCAUUAAAUCGAAAUAUAUCAUUUACACAUUUUAACCAAAUUUUAAUAAGAGAUGGUUUGCAUAAAUUUAUUGAGACUCUGUUGGACAUGAUAUUUACAGCAGAUACUCAAAAAAUUGAAAAUAUCUAUAGCAUUAUGCGUUGUUGGAAUAGAGUGAUGAUAAAAUCUUUUAAACAGCAUUUCCCUGAAUUGAUAGGAAAAUUAGAAUACGGCGACUAUAAAAUAUUUCAAGAAUUCAUGAGGAAAAAUAAUUACAAACAGGACAUUGUCACGAAAACUACAUUGAUGUGUUCAAAUGGUAUAUCAAAUAACACACUUGCUUGUGAUGAUUACUCUACGUCGUUAUCAUCCUCUGGCAAAAGGAAGUUCAAUUCAAUAGAUCCAACUGAGCAGAGUAAAUAUGAUGACCAUAGCGGUCUCAAUCCUAACUUAAUAUUGGACCGAAAAAGAUCUAGAAACAAAUGA